AUGGAACGCAGAACUGGUCCCUCUUCUCACGUACACCCACAUCUUCUCAGUCUAAUACUCACCAACUCGGUCAUAAUUACAAGUGGCCGUGCGGAUUCAGCUGGUUCAACUCCUGCGACAUCUGACUCCCUCCUUCCGAUUACUCCUACAUUUCCAUCUCGCUUAGGCCACUUGGCGUAUUUGCCUGCCCCUAAACUAGCUGCAGCAGCAGCCCCAUUUGUCGUUGCUUAUUCUCCGGAUAGCCCCGCUGGGACGCAUGAAAAUCCGCCUACAUCAGCUAGACCGAUAACUCCCCCCGUUCAACAGGGUGCUGCAAGCUAUACAGUUAAUUCACCUGUGGCUCCGAAAGAAAGGUACUACAGUUCCAUUUAGAGGUACGCCGCCUUCUCUUAGAUCUACGAGGCCUUUACAGUCCAGCACGUCUACGAACUCCUCAGCUCCAAUUAUAUGCCCAAAUAAUUCUCUGUCCUGCGUGCCGGUUGCUUACGGAAGCCAUACUAUUUAUCCAGCAAAUAAUUCAUACGUCAAUUGCUUUAAGUCAUUUUUCCCCCAACCCAGUUCACGCUUCCCUCCACUUAAGGCCACCUGUUCUCCUAACUUCUUUGACUUCUAACCUAGAACUGAUUUCCCACACUUUUAUCCUUAUAGCUGCCUAUCCCCCAUCAGCCUCCACCUUCCUUCUAUGUUCCAUUCUUCUUCUUCUUCUUCUUCUCCUCCUCCUCCUCCACAAUCAAACUGCCGGCAAGCUUAUCUCUGUUCUAACUCCCUCAGCAUUCCAAUGUUCGAAAACUAUGUCCCCACAUCCUUUAAGUCUCAUGUCCAGCCUUCUUUUGCUGACUCUACAUACGUCAAUAACUCUAGACUAAAUAAUGCUUAUUCCCAAAACAUCAAUAAUUCAAAGCUUACAUAUCCGACUCCAAAUUUUUUUAAAUACUGUCGAUACUAGCCUUUCUGUUCGAAACACAUUAGAUAUUAUAUAAUUGAAUGUCAGGUCUUUUAUAAACAAGAUGGCCCGAAUCAGAGCCAUUGCUCUCGAAAUGACGCCUGAUAUAAUAUAUGCAACAGAAUCUUAAACCCACUCUCUAAUUCCUGACUCUGCUCUUCUUACAGAUGACUUCGAUUUUUGCGCCAACACCGCACGACUAGGCGUUGGGGUGGUUGUCGUCUUUAUCUUUCAUCCUAACUUUAGUACCCUACCUAUUGCCUGGAUGUCACCUCAUUCACUGGGAACUUCUGCUUUGCAUCUGUUAUUCUCUCGCCGCAAGGAAAGGCAAUUAUUGGCUGUAUCUACAAUCCCCAAAACUCGUCAGCCAGUGAUGAUUCACAACUUUCUGAAAACUUUAAAUCAAUUUCGGAAGCUGCUUUCGAUGCCAAAAUAAUCACUGGAAGUUUCAAACUUCCUGAAAUAGACUGGGUUUUCAAUAGCUGUCCACCUAGAUUCCAGUCCUUUCAAGAUAUUGUCAAUUUUUGUAACUAGUCCCAGCUGUGCGCUCUCCAACAAGAAAUAAUCACAUUUUUGAUCUAACCUUUACCAAUAACGUUGAUUUCUUUUCAUUGCUUUCAAAAAGGACCUCUUUGACAGUGACCACAUAUUAAUUCGUUGUUGCUUACCGCUUGCCUUUUCAAAAAAGACCAGCACCGUUCGGACUUACCUAAGCUACGAUUGCGUAGAUAAUGACUUAAUAAAUAACUAUAUUAGAUCAUAGGGUUGGUGCAGCUUCCUCGCCUGUAGCGAUGCAGCCAUUCUUCGUGACGUUACGUCCAAUGUUUUCAAGGGCGCCCUAGAGUUUGUGUCGCAUAUAUAUCUCAAGCCUAAGUCUUCAGAUUGCUUUGUUCCUCAGUUUCAUUGCAACAGACUAAAAACGUUGAGACGGCAGUUGCGUGAUCCAUCCGCUAGUUCUUUGUCCGCUCAUCUUAGAACCUCAGAGAUGUGCGAAAUGUCCCGAAGGAUGCGCAAAGCGCGCGACAGGCAAGGAAAACCACUUUCGCUCAGUGAUCCGAUUCCUGGCAAAUCCGUCUCUAACAUCUUCCCUCAUCGGUUCUCCUCUAAGCGGGGUCACAAACUUCUACCCCUGCUAAAUGAUAACAAAAUCUUUCUAGUCGAUGACACUGACAGGGCGGACUUGUUUAGUGCUUUGUUUGCGAAACACCUCACUAUUUAGUCCGAACUGGUCCCUUUCUUUCGUUCACUUUCAGACAAUCGAUGUCUCCUCAGAUCUCAUUAAGAAACACAUAAGUCGUUUGAAAUACUCACACUGCACAGGAACGGACGGGAUUCGAAAUUCGAUUAUUAAAUAAGCAUCUGACCUUCCCAUAUUGCUAAGUCAUUUAUUCUCGGUUUAUAUUUCAAAAGGACCCUUUAUUGAAACAUGUAAGACGGCAAUUAUCGUUCCUGUCUACAAGGCUGGAUCUCGGUUCGAUGGUAAUAAGUGUCGGACGUGCACCAACAGCAUCUCUAGCAAAGCUUCUUGAAAUAAUAAUUGUCAAUGAAAUUCUUGACUUCUACCUAGCUAAUCGGCUUCUGAGCUAUAGUCAGCAUAGAUAUUCACCUGAACGAUCCUGCGAAACUUGUCACUUGGCAUUUCUUAAUCCAAUCACAUCUCUUCGUAAUGAACAGCAGUCAGUGGUAGUUAUCUACUUUGAUCUUAGCAAGGCCUCUGACAAGGUGUCCCAAAGACAUCUUUUAGUAAAGUUGGAAGCUCUUGGCAUCCGGCCGCCUCUAGUCGACUUCAUCAGGUCCUAUCUAUCCAAUCGAUGUCAGAAAGUCAUGGUCGGUAAUAGCUCCUCGACACCUCAUUCGAUCACGAGUGGCAUACUUCAAGGCUCGGUUCUGGGUCCGCUACUCUUCCUUCUUUUUAUCAAUGAUAUUUUGACCGAAGCCAGAAAUUCGCAGACUUUUAUUUAUGCCGAUGACGUCAAUUGUGCUUACUCAUAUUCAAAGGACAGCGCAAAUGUUUUUGUUGAAAAAAUUAAGGCCAAUUUACUACGUUAAAGCAGAUGGAGUUUCAUCAUCCAAGUGUAGUUUCAUGUCAUUUGGUCCUACCAAACUUCCUGGCCCCAUUCUUUUUCAGGAUAGCCUACUAUCAGAAUGCUCCACCAUAAAGGACCAAAGUUUAGGUUAUACAGAUAAACUUGCUUUAUCACCUCAUGCAGAUAGAAUCUCUGCCAAAGCCGCGCAGAUACGUGAUUCAUAUCGCAUAUUUUUUCCCUCCAGACAUGAUGCUGAGGCAUUAUCAAAUGUUUGUUCAUCCAGUCCUCGAAUACUGCUGUCCUUUUUUGGUUUAAUGAGCGUUGUGACCGUUAUAAGAUCGAAAGUGUUCAGAGGGUUUUUAUCCGGAAACUGUUCUCUCGAGUCGCACCCGGUACUUCUUAUACUCAGAGGUGUCAGCUGACGAACGUGAAGUUUUUGUGAGUUAGAAGACUCGCAGCUGGCCUUUGCUUCCUUUUUCGCAUAAACUCUAGCUCCGGUCUUCCGCUCAUUGACACUGUCACUCCAAGAGAUCGGUCUUAUGCCACGCGCAUCUCCACCAUGGUGAUUCCGCCGCCUCUUUGUAUUACAUCUAAGCGCUCCCUCUUCGUUGCUUCCAAAUAUGCCUUCUUUUAGAAUAAUCUUCCACCUGAAAUUAGGUCAUCACCUAAAUUACUGGUAUUCAAGUCGAAAUUGCGCAAACAUCUUACACCGGAAAGCAUAAAGGCACUGUUCACGGUCUCGUUCCCGAACACUCAGCUGCUUGACUUCGAAAGGGAUCCUCCUGGGAUUUAGUGGUAGAUCAAGUGGUAACUCUCAAUUAUAUCAUUAGAAACGCCUGUUUUGAAUUGGUUUCUAAAUCAAUUGCUAUCACUCCUCCCCCAUAGCGACGAUUUUGCGGUUUUUGAUGUCAUCUCCCGCAUUUCGACCUCAUGCGGUCUGUCGACGCUCACGGCGGAACCCUUAGUAUUCCGUCAAGUAUCUCGUCAAGGUCAAGCCUCUGGUUUUAAAUUUGAAGAUAAGUGGAGGAUAUUAUUUAAAGUGGUUCUUCUGUGAGACCUAACGAGUUUAGUACCAGUUUUUUUUGGUUGAAUUUCCUUAAAUACAGGCCUCUUCCCUCAGAACUGCCUGCUGCCAUCUCCUUUUGAGUUUUGCUAGUCUAUGCCCGUUGUUCACUAAUCGCACUCUGCAAUUCUCAUUUUGUGCAUUCGAUUUCUCUCUAACUGUUGUAAUUUAUUUUUACAUCGUGAGCCCCUAGCUGAAAUUCAGUCAACUUGUCUGCCAGAAGUUUCCUUAAUCACACAUUGCCUCGAGACAAGAUGAGACCAAAAGUCACUGGUCGGCGUAAGCUCUCGGAUCUUGUAAGUAAGGAUGGCCUAACUAAACGUAAGUCAGAAGCUUUACCUAAAUCUAAGUCAGAUGAUAUUACUAGUCAGUCGUCACCCGCUGUAAUUGGUCGGUAGCUUGAUCUGUCUGCACUUGACCACUGCAAUGACUUUAUGCUAAAGUUUGGCUCUUUGCUGACAAUCCUUGGACAUUUAUUCGGAGAUGUUCCCUCUGAAGAAUGUAGGCGUCUCGACUCACUUGUUCACCUGAUCGGCAGUAAAUCUAGUGAUUAACAGAAACGUUCUUACAACUUCCUGCUGAAAAAUGUUCCUCGAUCUGCUCGGCCAAUUGAUGUUGCGACCAAUUUCCUGUAUUCAUGUGGUUUCAACCAUAAAAUAGCCGAUGUCAAACGCUUGUCCUCCCGUAGCAAAAAUCCACCCAUCUUAGUCAAAUUAGUUUCAUCAAUCGAGGUUGACACAAUCUUUACCCAUCGAGAGCGUGUCACUGCGUACCUAGAAAAGGCAAAAUUUUUCAUUUGUCAUGAUCUUACUCCUAUGGAGCGUAGAAUCGGGUCUUUAUUCUCACGUAAACCCACUGCUUCUCAGUCUAAUGCUCCCCAACUCGGUCAUAAUACAAGUGGCCGUAAGGAUUCAGCUUGCCCUACUCCUGCGACAUCUGACUCCCUCCUUCCUCUUUCUCCUACAUCUCCAUCUCACUCAAGCCACCUGACGCAUUUGCCUGCCCCUAAGCUUGCAGCAGCAGCAGCAGCAGCAGCAGCAGCAGCAGCAGCAGCAGCAGCAGCAGCAGCAGCAGCAGCAGCAGCAGCAGCAGCAGCAGCAGCAGCAGCAACAGCCCCAUUUGUCGUUUCGUAUCCUCCGGAUAGUCCCGCUGUGA
Molecule: messenger RNA, 5188 nt
Organism: Spirometra erinaceieuropaei
Lineage: Eukaryota; Metazoa; Platyhelminthes; Cestoda; Diphyllobothriidea; Diphyllobothriidae
Source: the annotation of a GenBank genome assembly